Molecule: messenger RNA, 5742 nt
Organism: Lachancea mirantina
Lineage: Eukaryota; Fungi; Ascomycota; Saccharomycetes; Saccharomycetales; Saccharomycetaceae
Source: the annotation of a GenBank genome assembly
AUGCAUAAGUCUUCGAAUUCUAGGUCAUCAAAAGCGUCGCACAACCGUAAUGCUAGCAGCAGUUCUGGGAGUGGAGGACUGUUCUCUAACUUGAAGAAACUGAAAGGGGGCAGCGCUCAAAACCACCUGACACAGCGCAUAGAGCCGUCCGAUAUAUCUUCACCUACUAAGAUCGAAAUUCCCGCUAGUGGGGAGUUUAGCUCGAAGCCCUUAAGCAAACAUUCGACUCUCAAUGUGCAAAAUUUAUCCGCCUACACUGACAUUAAUACUCAUAGUAGGUCACAGUCUACUGCAUCUAGCGGGUCUCCGACCAAGUAUUCAUAUUCACGGCGGGCGUCUCAAUGGUCCGCCAGCGGAGCUUCGGGCCAUGCUACUGUAUCAGGUUUCAGUUCCAGUAAUGGGGGUAAGUUAAGUCGCCAGCAUACCAACCAAAGUGCGUCCUCCGCGAGCUUAGUUUCCCAGCUGUCAUCUUCAAAUCUCUCCAAAUAUGUCAAUGCUGACGGGAAUGUGAGGGUCGAGAUGCCCGCAGACCCAAGGGAGGUAGAUGAGCUUUUCGAAGAAGUACUUCAUAAGCGUAAUGUUUUCCAAUCCGUGCAUCGCUCUCAACAUGGCGAUCUGAAGGGCUACGAUCUGGAAAAAAAAUGGACAAUAGUUCGACAAGACAUACAAAACGAGAUAAAAAAAAUCCGUAACGUUAAACAUGGGACUUCGGCGGGAUCUACUCAACAUUUAGGCUCGGCGCCGCACGACUCAAAUGUAGGACUUGCUAGCAAGGCUGCGUCUGGACCUCAAAGCUCUCGCCAUAGUAUAUCAAGUGGAGGUACCGGCCGCGAUAAGGUAUACGAAGGAGGCGCCGAACAUUCGAGCUCUACAACCACGCUAUCUCAGGAUCCGACGCAUCUCUCCCCAGAUUACUACGUUCGCAAAAUUAUCGCCAAUGACUUAUCAUCCAAGAGGCUCAAUGACUUAUGGGUGUCACUAAGAACUGAACAAAUAGACUGGGUCCUUGGCUUUUUAGAAGCCCAGGGGCAGGUGGCAAUUGCGAAUGUGAUAAUGAAGUCUUGUGGGAGGGACAAUUCUGGAACUACAAUCACAGAGGAAGACCUUGACAGAGAGUUCGCAUAUUUCAAGUGUUUGAAAACUAUCUUGAAUUUGCGAGAAGGCGCAGAUGAAGCCGUUAAAUCCAAAAAGGCAAAAAUUAUUAUAAUGGCCAUCAUAGAAGGCCUCUUUUCCUUGAGAAUAAGUACGAGGAGGAUGGCAAGUGAGCUAUUAAUUUUUGUCACACAGUGGGAUCCCGAGAAGGGCCUGGGCCAAGUUUUGACUGUUUUUGAUCAAUUGGCAAAAUCUGCUGGUAAUGGACACAUCCAAGCGCGGAUUCAGAACAUGAAAUCGAAAUCUAAUGACUACCGCGAAUAUAGUCUGGAGAAUUACGAGGGGCUACGAAAGCUAGAACAAUGGCUUUUGGUCGUGGAAUACACUUUAGACGGACGAGGCAAGAUGGGAUCUCUAGUGGGCGCAUCUGAUGAAUUUAAGAACGCAGGUGGUGAAAAUGCCAUUCUCGAAUAUUCAUACCUUAGCAUGCUGUUGGUCAAUCAGCUAUGCAGCACGAUUCCUGAUAUUAAAAAACGAACCCUUUUUCGGACCCGUCUGAAGACGGCCGGCCUACCUCGCCUCAUUAAGAAGCUAAUUCUUCUUGAUUACGACAAGUUGAACGAGCAGUUACGUUUAUUUGAGGAUGGGACAGCCGAUGAUUACAAUACAUUAGUUAGUACUGGGCCAACCACUUACAAAGUUGAUAUGCAAGAUCCAAAAUCCAUCGUUCAGGCGCUAUGGAAAACGUAUGAGGGCACUGAUGCUGAAACUUAUUUUACGUCUGUGUUACAGCACCUUUUCAUUACAAGCAAUAAGCUCGGCGAGGGCCCUGAUGACCCUGGGGAGCGAACAAAGCAGCUCAGGUUAAUCGACGCAUUAAUUUCUAACAUAUCGAUGUCCUCAAGCGAUCUGGAGCCAACAUUUUUCACCACAAUUCAGAGAAUUUACGAUGCUCUACAGACGGACGAGACGGCACGUCGCGCCAUUUCCGAAAGCCGUGACUGGAUGAUGAGAUAUGAAGAGAUCAAAGCCGAAAGAGAUAGUCUAGCGAAUAAAUUAUCGAAGGCAGAGGACGGCUUAGUUGGACAGCUCCAAAUGGAACUAACAGAACGUGAUCGUAUUCUUGAGAAAAGUCACCGCGUUACCACUCAGCUCCAACAUGAGCUGGAUGAUCUAAAGAAGAAGCACCUUCUGGCGAAGCACGAACAUGAAGUAGAACUUCGAAAAGCCUUAACGUCGCUCAACAGUCAAACGAAACCCCAAGGGUCCCCGCCACCGUUAAGUGAAAAGGAGCCACUUCCAAACCUGCUGAAGCCUGAGCGUAAACUAGCGAUACAAAGGGCUCUCCACGACAAAUUGCAGCAAACACGCCAAGACAUAUCUCUCGAAUCAAAGAAGUCUGGCAUGUCUGUAGCCCCAAACAAGAGAUUGAGGUUGCUAAGAUCCCGUAUGGAAGACAUUGAAAAUCAAGCAAGAGAACUGGAAAUGACCAAUUUUUCUGAAUUCCAGAAGAAGCAGCAGAGCGAGGGCAGUUUUAUUCCAAAUAUACACCGUGAAAGAAAACGCAACGAAGCAGCUGAAAGAAAUGAUUUCAAAAAUUUGAUGGAUUUAAAGAGAAGGUUAGAAUUAGUCCAACAGGAGAGUAACGAUGUCUCAAAAUUCAAUGUUGAGGCAAGGGUCAAUGAGCUUUUUAAAGAAAAAAAGAAUGAUGCGCUAGAGAAGCUCAAAAUAUUGGAAGAGAGGUACAAAGGCUUCGGAAUUGAUUUCCAAGUCGACCCGGUAAGCCACAUCGAUGAAGAGACGGAUCUCAGUUCCCAAGGUAAAAGCCUGGAUCCCAAACAGAUCAAUGCAAGAAUUGAAGAGCUUUCCAUGAUUUUACAACAACUUAAUGAGAUCAAGGACAAUUUUGCUGAAAAGAAUAACAACGGUGAUGAGCCCUCGCUAAGCUCUGAUUCAGAAAACGAGAGACCAACAACAGCUGAUGCCAGCGAUCAUAAGCAGAGUACAACCUCUUUUCUUGAGACUUUAUCAAAGAAAUAUGGCACGGGAAGAAGCACAAAUAGUGCUCAUGGUGAGGAGCAUGAUAUUCCUACUUCUUCAGCCCUGGCAAAAAAGUCUCACAGAGUUUCUUUCAUGGAACGUGUAAAGAAGGCUACAGCGCCUUCAGAGCCCCUGGACGAAUCUGUCAUAUUCAUGGAGCCUGAAUUUGACGGAAGUUCGAAUCUGAAGAAUUCCUCGGAGCAGCAGAAGUCAAAAAACAUGAACAAUACUGGAGACUCAUCAUAUACAGCGACCAAUAACGCCCGUAUGAUAAAUUCAAAGGGGUCAAUACCUCCUGCGCCGCUCAUGCCCACGACGCUCCUUACUCCUGGGCGUUCUGAGCAGGCCGAAGUUAAUUGCCACCAGACGGAGCAAACUUCAACCUCACAAUAUGUUUCAGCUCCACCACCACCACCACCACCACCACCACAGCACCUAUUCAAAAAAGAAGAAAAUACUGAUGCACCAGCUCCCCCACCACCACCGCCACCACCACCUCCUCCUGCUCCUAUGCUACCCUCCAAGCUUGCGUCGUCAGCGUCAGGUGGGCACCCUCUGCCCCCGCCACCUCCUCCACCACUAGCGCCCGCCUUCCCCCCCGACUCAGCAAAGCAAUCUAGAUCUGCAUCUCCCCUACCACUUCCACCUAGGAGUCUCUUUGACAAGUACCCUCGUCCCGCCAAGAAGCUUAAGCAACUGCACUGGGAGAAAAUUGAUGAUGCAGACGACUCUAUUUGGAAAGAAGGGAAGGCCGAGAAAUUUGCUGAUGAACUGUACGAGAAGGGUAUUUUGUCCAGGUUGGAGCAUGCAUUCGCCGCUAGAGAGAUCAAGAACUUAUCAAGUAGGAAGAAAAAUGAUCUUGACAAGUUAUCAUUUCUGUCCCGAGAUGUUUCACAGCAAUUUGGUAUCAAUUUGCAUAUGUAUUCAUCAAUCGAACCCGAUGAAGUCGUGAACAAAAUCCUUCGAUGCGAUCGUGAUUUUUUGGAGACUCCAAGCGUAAUUGAAUUUCUCUCCAAGCAAGAGAUAACUGAAGUUUCCAAUAACUUAGCAAGAAAUUUCGCUCCUUACAGUACGGAUUGGGAAGGCAUAAAAUCUGUAGGUGAUGAGAGAGCGCCAGAGAGGGACGUCACAGAGCUACAAAGAGCAGACCAGUUAUAUCUUGCUCUAAUUGUAAAUUUACAAAGUUACUGGACCUCCCGUAUGAGAGCGAUCAAGAUGAUCACAACGUUUGAAAAAGAAUACGUGGAGCUGGUAAACAAAUUAAGAUCUCUCGAUGCCGCUGUAAGUGCGGUACAGAACUCAGAAUAUUUGAGAAACGUUUUCGACGUUAUUCUGGCGGUGGGAAAUUUUAUGAAUGAUUCUUCUAAACAGGCGCAAGGCUUUAAGCUUGCAACAUUACAACGUUUGACCUUCAUAAAGGACGAAAAGAAUACAAUGACAUUUCUCAAUUACGUCGAAAAGAUUGUUAGAGAGACAUAUCCAGCCUUUAACAAGUUUCUAUUAGAUCUCGAGCCCGUUUUGCCAGCUGUGAAGAUUUCAAUUGAGCACUUGACCAAAGACUGCAAAGAGUUUUCCCAAAAUAUUUCGAACGUUGAGCGGUCAAUCAAAAUUGGUAACCUAAGCGAUUCCAGUAGGUUCCAUCCCGAGGACAGGAUUUUAAUGAAAGUUCUCCCACUGCUUCCAGAUGCUCAACGUAAGGGCGAGCUGUUGCUAGAUGAGAUGAAAUUAACCCUUCUUGAAUUUGAUAAUCUAAUGAAGAUGUUUGGAGAAGAUGCAACAGAUAGAUUUGCUAGAAACUCGUUUUUUAAAAAGUUCGCCGAUUUCAUGCAGGAGUAUAAGAAGGCCCAAAAUUACAACCUGAAGGUGGAAGAAGAGGAGAAGGUCUACGAACGUCGCAAGAAGCUGAUCGAAAAUCAACAAAGAAAAGAGCUAGAAAAAGUGGGAGCCAAUCAAACGGGUAAACUAGGAUCCAAUCAUGGCGAAGGGGAACGCGACGUAAUGGACAAGCUUUUAGAAAAGCUGAAGAAUGCUGCACCCUCAAAAAGCGACCCAUCUUCUGCGAGAAAGAGGGCCCUUGCCAGGAAAAAGCUCAUGCAAGGCAAUCCAUCCAACUCCACCAUACUCGACAACUUUGAAGUGGAAGAAGAAGGACAAAAAAGUAACAUGGAAGAUAAUUUUGAAAAUAAGGAAAAGAGAGAUGAAGGACAAUCAGAACUGGUUGAAAAAUCUCCCACGCCUGCACCCAAAACGAGACGGUUAACAGAUGACGUUUUCGAAGACGCCGAUAACUCUCAAGACUUAUCAGAUCGAGCAAGGUCGCUUUUGCUAGAACUAAGAAGUCCAAAUUCGCAGUCACAGAGCAUGACAUCAAGAGGCGAUCACGAUGGAUCAAGACGACGUGUUAGACAUGCAAAAAAAGAAAAUGAAUCAUCUGAAAACAGAUUGAAGUUCGUCGGGCAGCCUGAAGAUUCGCCUACACCCCAAGAAGAAGAACAAAUGAUGGUUUCAUAUGAGCCUGAGCCAACGGUCGAAGAGAAAGAAACGACGGAGACUUCUGUACCUAACCAGAGUCGAUUGAGCUCGGUGUCAGAAGAGCAAAAAGACGACUGA